Molecule: messenger RNA, 2187 nt
Organism: Xenopus laevis (African clawed frog)
Lineage: Eukaryota; Metazoa; Chordata; Amphibia; Anura; Pipidae
Gene: gper1.S
Product: G protein-coupled estrogen receptor 1 S homeolog
Exons: 2
Coding region: 916-2001 (361 amino acids)
Biological process (GO): cellular response to estradiol stimulus; phospholipase C-activating angiotensin-activated signaling pathway; signal transduction
Cellular component (GO): mitochondrial membrane; early endosome; postsynaptic density
Molecular function (GO): angiotensin type II receptor activity; angiotensin type I receptor activity; G protein-coupled receptor activity
Source: RefSeq, a predicted model, not a curated record
AUGGAAAGAUCCCUUAUCUGGAAAACCCCAGGUCCUGUGCAUUCUGGAUGACAGGUCCCAUACCUGAAUUUUAUUAGAGAGCUACACAAGAUUUACCCUGUACAUUUAGAUUGGAUGGUGGGAUAUUCAAAUAUAGUAGUUUUGCUUUCAUCUAAGAAUAUGUUUUUAAGGGGGGGGGGGGGAAUCCCACAAGUUUGAUAUCUACAGUGUAUAAGGAGGGGCUGAUAUUUAAAACCCAAAGGCUUUGAAGCCCCUGUACUAAAUCUUUUGAUAUGUUUAUAAAGCAGAUUUUGUCAUUGUUAGCAGCAGGAAAAGGGUUAACAAUAGCCUUUAAAGGAAGCCGGUUGAGGAACACUUCGACUAAACACAAAUUAGCACAGCCCUGGGAAUCUCUCAAGCACUAAUCUGUUGCCAAGGACAUAUGGUAUGAACAGUAGGCUGCUCUCACAGUCAUUCUAUGACCACUAUACACAUAUAUAUAUAUAAUUCUGUCUGUCGACUGUCCCACAACAGCUUUUUCCCCUCUGUUGCCCGGCUCUGGAUUAUUCAGAUAGGUAUCUUCUAUGAAACACUGGUGGCGACAGGGAGUUGCACAUGCCCCUGUGCGAUGUCGAACAGAUGUGCUCCGCUCUGCCUGGGAGAGAACCUGCCUGGAACAGGAGAUGCUGCACAGCAAUGAAGUUUCAAUUUGAAGAUUGCAAAAGACUGAAAAUAUGAAUACUAAGGAUUUGCUGCUAGCAGUCUUGAAAAUGGAAAUGCAGUCAAACAAGAAACUACACUUUAUGGCCUCUAAAGAUUCUGUUCCUUAGACUGAACAACUGAAGACAUCAUGUACCAAUGGAGUUGCAGCUACAGUAACAUGCACUUAGUCCAAUAGGAGAUCAAAAAGCACCUUAAUAUUUUUUCCUUCUCACUAUGGAUAGUUACAACAAAGGGCUGGAAUCCAUUAUGUGCAACGUAACAUUCCUGCAAAUGAAAGCAUACAACAGUUGCAACGAAAGUUUGGCUGAAGAUGGGAUCUCAGAGGUCAACAGACACUACCUUAUAGGACUUGUCUUAUCCUGCCUUUAUACUAUUUUACUGUUUCCUAUUGGCUUCAUAGGCAACAUAAUGAUCUUAGUAGUGAAUAUCAGUUUCCGGGAGAAGAUGACCAUUCCCGACCUGUACUUUAUCAAUUUGGCUGCUGCCGAUCUCAUCUUGGUCGCAGACUCCCUCAUUGAAGUAUUUAAUCUCAACGAGAAGUACUAUGACAUAACAAUACUCUGCACCUUCAUGUCUCUUUUCCUACAGAUUAAUAUGUACAGCAGCAUAUUCUUCCUCACCUGGAUGAGUUUUGACAGGUACAUUGCACUGACGAAAGUGAUGAAAUCCAACCUCUUCCGGACAAAGAUGCAUGCUCGACUGAGCUGCGGCCUGAUUUGGAUGGCGUCUAUAUCGGCCACACUGCUGCCAUUCACUGCUGUACAAGUGCAGCACACAGAGGACGUGCAUUUCUGUUUUGCCGAUGUGAAAGAAAUCCAAUGGCUAGAAAUUACUUUGGGGUUUAUCAUUCCCUUUGCUAUUAUUGGCCUGUGCUAUUCGUUAAUUUUCCGAGUGCUGAUAAGGGCGCACAAGCAUAGAUGCAUGCGGCCUCGACGGCAAAAGGCUCUCAGGAUGAUUGUAAUAGUCGUCCUUGUAUUUUUCAUUUGCUGGCUGCCAGAAAAUGUUUUCAUUAGCAUCAGCUUACUUCAGAGCGAGAAUGAGGAGCAGACACAUAAUCACUCCUUCAGGCACAACCACCCACUCACAGGUCACAUUGUAAACCUUGCAGCGUUCUCCAACAGUUGCUUGAACCCUCUCAUUUACAGCUUCUUAGGGGAGACUUUCAGAGACAAGCUUCGGCUUUACAUCAAAGGCAAAAAGAGCAUGGCGGCCUUCAACAGGUUCUGCCAGACCUCUGUGAAAUCAGUCAUUCCGGAAAGUUCUGAUCACUCGGAGGCUAAAUACAUCACUGGCGUAUAAAUGAAUGAGACUUGUAGCAGGCUGGACUGUUUCUGAAUUAUCCGAAGGCACUUUUCUAUUUUUACCAACUAUGAUUGUGAAUGAUUUUUUUGCAUGAUUGGAUACUUUCAACAUGCUAAAUGAAGCACUGUGUGCUCAAAAUUGUGUCAAAUGAACAAUAAAAUCAGAAAACAUGUAGCUGUACUG